UUUUUGUACUUGGAUUAUUUUAUUUGCCAUCAAUGGGGGGAGGAGACGAGGCGAAAAUACCCGAAAAUGAACGAAGCGCGCAACUCGGCAUAAGUAAACAUGGCGGCCAAGGCGCUUCGGCAGCGAAACAGACGAGGCAGCAGACAAGAUGCCAACAAUGUCCCCGCCGGCGCCGAGGUCCGUCCAGCUAAAGAGGAGAAAAUCAGUGAAGACAGUAAAUCCACAGAGACUGGGCCAGAGUUGAUAAGCCGUGGAGGACAGGUGUGGGCUCCAGAAGGCUCAACAGCAUUCAAAUGCCUUCUCUCUGCACGCUUCUGUGCAGCUUUGCUCAGUAACAUCUCAGACUGUGAUGAAACGUUCAACUACUGGGAGCCUAUGCACUAUUUAUUGUACGGCACAGGAAUGCAAACCUGGGAAUACUCUCCCCUGUACGCCAUCAGGUCCUAUGCUUACUUAUGGUUACAUGCGCUACCUGCUUGUUUACAUGCCCAUGUUCUACAGACUAACAAGGUAUUGGUGUUCUACUUUGUACGAUGUGUCUUAGCCUUCUGCUGCUGUGUCUGUGAACUCUAUUUCUACAAGGCUGUUUGUAAGAAGUUUGGUUUGCACGUGGGCCGUCUGAUGUUGGCGUUCCUUGUUCUGAGCACGGGAAUGUUCUGCUCAUCCGCAGCUUUCCUGCCUUCCUCCUUCUGCAUGUACACAACUCUGGUAGCCAUGACGGGAUGGUUUCAGGACUCAACGGCGUUGGCAGUUAUGGGUGUAGCCGCCGGUGCCAUUGUUGGAUGGCCUUUUUCCGUUCUAAUUGGGAUUCCAAUUGCGUUUGACCUGCUGGUGAUUAAGAGGGAGUGGAAAAGUUUCACCAUCUGGUCGGCUGUUGCUCUUCUUCUUCUGCUGGUCCCCUUGGUGACAGUAGACUCUCUGUUCUAUGGCAAACUAGUGAUCGCUCCACUCAACAUCCUCCUGUACAACGUGUUCACCCCACAUGGACCUGAUCUGUAUGGUACGGAGCCAUGGCAUUUCUACUUCACGAACGGCGUCCUGAACUUUAAUCUGGUAUUUGUUCUGGCACUGCUUUCCCUGCCGCUCACUGCUCUCAUGGAAACGCUGUUGCACAGGUUCAAUGUGCAGAACCUGGGCCGCCCAUACUGGCUGACUCUGUCUCCCAUGUAUCUGUGGAUGCUGGUCUUCUUCACUAGGCCUCACAAAGAAGAGCGUUUCCUCUUUCCCAUCUACCCGCUCAUCUGCCUCAGCGGGGCAGUAGCUCUCUCUUCUCUGCAGAAAUGCUACCAUUUCCUGUUCCAACGGUACAGACUGGAGCACUACACCAUCUCCUCCAACUGGCUGGCCUUAAGUGCAGUUGUUGUCUUUGCCGUGUUGUCGUUGUCUCGCUCGGUUGCCCUCUUCAGAGGCUACCAUGCUCCUUUGGACCUGUACCCAGAGUUCCACCGCAUCACCAAGGAUCCGGCGCUACACUCGGUGCCUGAUGAGAGACCCGUCAGUGUGUGUGUUGGUAAAGAGUGGUUCCGCUUCCCGAGCAGCUUCCUCCUGCCACACAACUGGCAGCUGCACUUCAUCCAGUCUGAAUUUAAGGGGCAGCUUCCUCAGCCGUACGCCCCGGGGCCUCUGGCCACACAGAUCAUUCCGGCUAACAUGAAUGACCAGAACCUGGAGGAGCCGUCCAGAUACGUCGAUGUAAAACAGUGCCACUACCUGGUGGAUCUAGAGACGGAUGAGGAGACGCCACUCGAGCCACGGUACUCAUCAAACAAGGAGGAGUGGAGCGUCAUUGCCUUUAAGCCUUUCCUUCAAGCAUCAAGGUCUUCUCCUGUCUUCAGAGCCUUCUACAUCCCAUUUUUCUCCGACCAUCACACCACCUACAGGCGCUACGUCAUCCUAAAACCCCGACGGCAAAAGCAGCCUCGUAAGCGAGCCAACGGCUGACGUUCAGAACGGAAUCCGACAAGAGAAGUUUGUCACGUCCUCUUUAAACAGCUGGCCUCUGUGUCAGCAUGCAUGUGAUUCACAUCAUCAGACUUCAGACCCUUUAAAGACGUUCGUCUCUCGUCUGCUGUUGUCAGGCUUGUGUUUGUGAGUGAAGAGAAAACGUGUACAGGUAGCAGCCAUCCGAUGGACUUUUUUUUUUUUUUUUUUUUUACUUCUUUUGUGUUUUUAUGUAUAAUUGUCUCAAUGAGGGAUGCUCUUUGCAGGAUGUUGCACUAAAUUCACCUGUAAUGGUCUGCAGCAUAAGUGUUUUUAUUUUUAUGUUGUACUUGAAAAUAUGACCUGAAUAGAAGAAUUCCUGUGAAAAUUUGCCCUAAGGCAUCCUGUAAAGGAGUAAAAAUAAGGGGUUGUCUCUAAAUUACCUUGAAAUAUGAAUAAAAAAAUUAUUGACUGCCAA
Nothobranchius furzeri (turquoise killifish) is the source of this 2398-nucleotide messenger RNA. RefSeq names its product ALG9 alpha-1,2-mannosyltransferase (gene alg9). The record is from RefSeq and is a predicted model, not a curated record. Gene Ontology annotation, molecular function: alpha-1,2-mannosyltransferase activity. Gene Ontology annotation, biological process: protein N-linked glycosylation. NCBI's taxonomy places the organism in Eukaryota, Metazoa, Chordata, Actinopteri, Cyprinodontiformes, Nothobranchiidae. Gene Ontology annotation, cellular component: endoplasmic reticulum membrane.